This is a messenger RNA of Diorhabda carinulata, 3145 nucleotides long. It is a transcript of the gene Moca-cyp, whose product is annotated as peptidyl-prolyl cis-trans isomerase G. The coding region runs from base 170 to 2632 and encodes 820 amino acids. Gene Ontology annotation, biological process: protein folding; protein peptidyl-prolyl isomerization. Gene Ontology annotation, cellular component: intracellular membrane-bounded organelle. The record is from RefSeq and is a predicted model, not a curated record. Gene Ontology annotation, molecular function: peptidyl-prolyl cis-trans isomerase activity. NCBI's taxonomy places the organism in Eukaryota, Metazoa, Arthropoda, Insecta, Coleoptera, Chrysomelidae. The transcript has 15 exons.
GUAACUGUAUGUAUUAUGAUUAACAAUAUGACAUGUCGUCUUUUUCCGCAACGACAAUGUUAACAUUUUGAUUAUAAAUAUAUUGAGUUUAAUUGAGUGUUUAAUCCAAAUUUGGUUAACAAUUUAUUCCGUUUUCGACUUAGGUGAGUAAAUAUUUUAGUAGUAAAAUAUGGCAGACGAGGACCCAUCACGAGAAGCUCCAGUUCAACGAGCUAGAUGUUUUUUCGAUGUGUCGAUUGGCGGUAUUAAUAGUGGAAGAGUGGUUUUCGAACUGUUUUCGGAUAUAGCACCAAAGACUUGUGAAAAUUUUAGAGCUUUAUGUACAGGUGAAAAAGGUGUGGGUGAAGAAACCCAGAAGCCUCUACAUUAUAAGGAUGUUAUUUUUCAUCGCGUGGUUAAAGAUUUUAUCAUACAAGGAGGAGAUUUCUCUAAUGGAAAUGGCACUGGUGGGGAAAGUAUAUAUGGAGGCACAUUUGAAGAUGAAAAUUUCACUCUCAAACAUGAUCAGCCGUUGCUUUUGUCAAUGGCGAAUCGAGGAAAAGACACUAAUGGGUCGCAAUUUUUCAUUACAACGCAACCGGCGCCCCAUCUAGACAAUGUUCAUGUGGUUUUUGGAAGGGUUAUAAGUGGAGUGGAAUUAGUCAGGCAGAUAGAGGCUUUACCAGUUGAUGCAAAUAGCAGGCCCUUACAAGACGCCAAGAUUGUGAAGUGUGGGGAGUUGGUGAGACAAGUCAAAGUCAAGAAAGAUAAGAAAUCUGAAGAAAAAGAUGAGAAGGAAGAAAAGAAAUCCAAAAAGAAGCAAAAGAAGGAUAAGAAAAAAGAGAGAAAAAAUAGAAAACAAGAAAAAGGAGAAAAAUCUGAUGAAGAAGCAGAGGAAGGUGAAGUAUUCGAACCUCAUCCUCUAGCAAUGGUUUCAAACAUAAAUCCUGAUGAUAUACCAGAGGUUCCUACAAACAAGUUCUUGAUGAGAGGAGACAAUCAAAGGGAUGAUAAAAAUGACAAUAGAAAAAAUAGAAAAGAAGGGAAAGAGAGAAACAAUAGAGGAAAUAAACGAGAUUGGGGAUCAAAUUUUAAUAGGAGAGGGAGAACUAUGAAGUCAAAAAGUGGCAGGAUAAUAAAAGGACGAGGAAAAUUUAGAUUCCGAACGCCUUCACGUAGCCGAUCUCGUAGCGGUACGCCGAUUCAUUGGCGCAAAGAAGAAUCUCGUGUCAUUAAAAUGUCAGAUCUCCACAAAUUGGAAGCUCAACGUAAGAAACUUGAUAAUAGAGAAGAAAAAUCGUUGGAUCGUCGGAGUGGUACCCCCGAAAUACCUAAUUAUCAGAAAUCCCUUACGCCUCAAGCUGAAUAUCCAAAACAUUUGAGUGGAAAUAAAGAUAAAGGUGUAGAUUACAACGCAUUGGAUUACGAAGAUCAAAGUGAAGAUGAGAAUAAGAUUGGUAAUAAUAAUAAAAAAGUGGUACCGAGUUUAGUACAAUAUCCUUUACCGGGAUCUUAUGGGAAAUUCAAGAGCAAAGAAGAUAUCCAGAAAGAGAUCGAACAAGUGGAACAAGAAGAAAUAGAAGCAGAAGCCAUAAAUAAGAGAUCGGACUUCUUAGCAAUGGCUUUAGGUGUACAAAUAAAAACUGGUGAAGAUCCGCCUACAGGUGAUUUAAAUUAUAACAACAGACAACAGCAGCAACAACAACGCAACGAGAGACCACAGAAAUUUUCUCAAGCUGGAACUGUCAAUAAAAAUCCGAAUAAUCGAUUUGGCAGAGUUAAUCUGCGUUUGAUGCAAUUAGCUGGACAUGAGAAUGUCCAAAUUCCAUCACAGGUGUCCAGCAAGGUGGAGGAAAAAAGGGGAAGAAACAAAUUUGAAACCGAGAAACCUGUGAACAUAAACGAAAGUAAAUAUGAAAGAAACGGUCGCUUUGUUGAAGUGAAAAGAAGGAAUAAUAGGGAUAGAUUCGAAGAAAAAAAGCGUAAUGAGAUGAUUGAAAGGAAAAGAAGAGAGAGCGAAAGACGGAGAAGAGAUAAAGAAAGAAGAAGAGAUCACACAAAAUCUUUAAGAAGAUCGAGAUCAAGAGACAAAAUACGUAGGCGAUCAAAUUCUCCAUCUAGAUCUAGAAGAUCGAGAAGUAAAGAAAGAUCGAAAAGAUCGAGAACUGAAUCUUCAGAAAAACCAAGAUCGAAAAAAGAAGAAGAGAAAGAUAAAGAUGUUUUUAAAGCAGAUAAAGAUGCGGAAGAGAAAUAUAGAAAGUUGCUUAUAUUACGCAAGAAGAUGGCUUUGUUGGAAUUGAAGAAAAAAGAAGAAAUGAGGUUAAUGGAAGAGAAGCAAAAAAAAGCAAAAGAAGAAAGUGAAAUGUUGGAAAAGGCGAAAAAAGCCAAACGUGAGGCAAUAGAAAAGGAAAAAUUGUUGAAAACUUACAAAGUACUUCAAGAAAUCGAUGGAAGAAAAAAUAGAAAAAUGUCGAGCUCUUCAAGUUCAAGUAGUAGUAGUUCAAGUAGUUCCGACAGUGAUGUACCCAGGAAACGAAGACGUUCUAGGUCUAGGUCAAGAACAAAACGACAUAGGCGCUCUUACAGCAGAUCGUCUAGAAGUAAAUCCAGGGAGAGACAGAAAGAAAAAUAUUCAUCUAGAAGCCAUCAUUGAGUUUCUUUUAAAAUAUAUCAACUUUGGCAGGUCAUGUACAUCUCGAAAAUCUUGACAUUUUUUUUUAUUUCAUUUUUAAUUUCUGUAACUAUUCAUCAUACUCAUAUCGAACACACUAUUGACUACUUGUUUUGAUAACUUUUCAUUUUUGUUAAUUGAACUAUAAGGUUUUUAAAUUUUGGAGAGCCUCUAAUGAGAGGUGUACUAAAUAAGAAAAUUGUCUCUGUCAUUUUUCUGUAGUGGUUAGUUAAAUAUAAAUGGGCAAAUGUUUCCUAUCUGAUAAUUCAAAUGGAGCUGUAUUUAAAUUUCCAUUUUUGUUUCGAUGUUUUCGUAUUGAAAUAUUUUUAAAAAUAAGAAUUAAUUUUGAUAAUAAUAAUUUAAUAUGUUUAUCAAACAUGAAAAUUAAUUAUUUGUAUUUGAAUGAAUAAAAAAUAAUUAUGUAGAAAUAAUAUCACACAUGAAAAGUCAUUGUGUUCAUUUUGUUUUAACGAAUAAAAAAUAUAUGUAUAAAAA